Messenger RNA from Nezara viridula (southern green stink bug), 3013 nucleotides. The record is from the annotation of a GenBank genome assembly. NCBI's taxonomy places the organism in Eukaryota, Metazoa, Arthropoda, Insecta, Hemiptera, Pentatomidae.
AGGCAUGGCGGUGCUCAAUCUGCCGCAGAAGAGCAGCCUCGAGGAGCCAGGCUAUGACCCACGGCCAGGACUCGACAGACUCCCUGCUGGACGCUCCAGUUCUGGAGGCCCUCCAGAGAAGACAUUCCGAUGUGAAGAUUGGCGGAGGAAGUCUUGCGCCCACUUCAACAGGUCUCGCACCACCCAGGUCUCCGGAACUACGGCGGCACUCAGACGUGUCCCCGGCAUCACUCAAAGAACUCGAGAAGCAAACCUGGCCGGACCAAAUCUAUGAGCACGAUGAGGAGCUUUCAAACGAAGACAUGACCCCUUCGCCUCCAACUUAUUCGAGGUUUAGUAACGCAGAACUUUCUGACCACUUGGGGAACUCUCCCCUGAACGAGGAGGUAUUGAUACGGAAAAGAUCUACCGGUGAAAAAGACACGGCAGUGCUGAAGGUGGCCAGCGAGAGGGAGUGGCGCUCCAAAGGCAGGGGAUCGCCGCAGGGCAGCAGGGCAACUUCCCCGUCUGUCGAGAGGAGAGCGUUCGUCCCCCCACAGCAGCAGCCCCAGAUAACCAAGACAGAGGAACCUCCGCAACUGGGAGAAGUAGAACAAGACGAUGUCUGGAGGAGGUCCCAGGCCUCUAGAAGAAGGAAGUCGAGGGUCCAGAAGCAGCACAGCUACGACGAAGAGACCAAACCGACUCCAGCGCCGGCUGCAGAACCCGGCCUGGGUCUUCCUGCUUCACUACCACGGAGGGCUUCAGCUUACGAUGUCUAUGCACCUCUCCCUACAACCGUUUCCCCAGCCAGGAGGUCUUCCUUCAGAGCUCCUCCGCAGCAAGAACCUGACGAUGGGAACACAGGAAGUUCCCCUCUCUCACCAGAAAACGCUUCAGCUCUUUGUGUUGAGGAAGACAGGAGACAGAGGAGAAGAGGAUCCCAAUUACCAGAUAUCACGGCGAUCAGAGGAUCGCAGACCAGAGCUUCGAUAGCAGCCCCAGUGGCCAGGGUCACAGAAUCGGAUGCUAUGAGGAGGCAGACUUCGGUCACUGAUGGAGAAGCCAUCAAGAUAGUCAUACACGAUGUCGACUGUGAUGCGUCUUUCGGUUCCAGAACUACUUCAAAGAGGAGAGUCAAUUUGAGAAGAGACCCUACAGACAAAGCCCACAGGACGAGAGGAUUUGGAAUGCGAGUUGUCGGAGGAAAAGUUGGACUAGAUGGUCGGCUCUUCGCGUAUAUUGUUUGGACCGUUCCAGGUGGCCCUGCAGAGAAGGGAGGACUUCAGCAAGGCGACAAGGUUUUGGAGUGGGGUGGUGUAUCAUUGGUCGACAAGACAUUUGAAGAAGUUUGUUCCAUCAUGGACAGGACUGGGGAUUCAGUCGAAUUACUCGUUGAACAUGGGAACGAUUUGAGGAUGUGUGACUUACUAGAUGAACCGACUCCUUCGACAGCAAGAAAAAACUCCGGGGAAGGUCUCUCCAUCGGCCUCGGAUCCUACACCCAAAGAACGUACUCCAGUUUCUGGUCGUGUUCAACUUCAGGUUUGGUAUAAUGAUGACAAAAAUGAAUUAGUGGUAUCAGUAUUUGCUGCUGAUGAUCUUGCUGCUCGGGAUGACCCAUUAUAUGGUGCUCUUCCAGAAGCAUAUUUACAACUUCGACUUCUGCCAUUUACUGGGGACUCAACUGCUGUCAAAACUGAAGUUGCUGAAGCUACUCAAAAUCCUAUUUGGAAUACAACUCUUGAAUUGAAAAAUGUUCAAGGAGAACAAUUGAUGGAAAAGAGCUUGGAAGUAACUUUAUGGGACUUCAAACCAGAUAAGGAACAAGUUUUUUUAGGAGAAUGUUGUGUAGAUCUACAAAAAGCACUCUUAGAUGACAAUCCUGUUUGGUAUCGACUGGAAGAUCCAAGACAAUUAAGGUCCCCUAGAUCUCCUCGUUCUUCAAUAGCAUCUGAUACUUCAAUACGAACUUUAAGGAGAGGAGAUCGUUCCCUUUCUGAAACGUCCGAUAUAGAGGCUGAAGGAGGCAUGUUUCUUCAUCCUGACCAUGCCUAUAUGGGUGGCUCCCGUCGUGGUUCAAGCCAAUCUGAACAGCUAGAGUUUGAGCCAUAUCAACUCUCCAGAGACUUUUCUCGAUCUCUUCCAGGCUCUAGAAGAAGUAGCUUCCAGUCGACCCAAGAAAAAGAAGGAGACACACCGCCAGUAAAUUACAACAAAGAGCGGCGGCGAUCCUCUAUUUGCCGAGCAAUGAGAGAUCCUGAUGAAAUUCUUCGAAGUUUGAAAGCUGUAAAAGGAGAACUUCUUGGUCGAUCAGGAUCUAUUUCAGAAAAACGAAGAUCAAGAUCGGGGAGUGUGGCUGUUGAAGCAAAAAAGUUUUUAGAAACAGGGCAUUCAAGCGAUGAGGAAGACAAAUGGAGCACAAAAUCUGAUGUCAAGCAGUUGGGUCCUGGACAAAUUCAACCCAGAGGAUACAAACUGAAAGCAGGUGGUCAAGCUGAGAUUAAACUAAGUCUUUUAGUGACUAAAGGCCAAUUAGAAGUGGAGGUGAUCUCUGCCAGAGGAAUUAAAGGAGAACCACCAGAUACUUAUGUGAAAACUUAUCUUCGAGAAGGUGAACGUUGGCUACAAAAAAGAAAAACUCGAGUUGCUCGACACUCUCUUACACCACAAUUUCGCCAGACAUUACGGUAUGCUGCAUGUGACAUAACAGGCAGGUCUCUUCUUGUUAUGCUUUGGUCCAAAUCUAAAGGUUUCGAGUCAAAUGUUGGUCUUGGUGGAGCCGAGGUUGGCCUUGAAAACCUAGCAUUAUCUCAGCUGACCCUCGGCUGGUAUCCUCUCUUUCCUAUCCACACUCUCGGCUCUGAUUCUAAUGAUUCUCCUUAAACGUCCUAAAUAUCUUAUAUUAAGGUCAUUCACCAACCUUAGUAAUCUAUUUGCAACAGUCAGUAAAAUAUAACUUAAAAUCAUACUAAGAUUAUGAAUUAUGUAAUAAAAAGUUAGUAGAUAUCUACUAAAUAAAUGUAUAUUGUCG